Messenger RNA from Eucalyptus grandis, 1497 nucleotides. RefSeq names its product putative disease resistance RPP13-like protein 1. Gene Ontology annotation, biological process: defense response to other organism. Bases 1 to 1497 code for a protein of 498 amino acids. The record is from RefSeq and is a predicted model, not a curated record. NCBI's taxonomy places the organism in Eukaryota, Viridiplantae, Streptophyta, Magnoliopsida, Myrtales, Myrtaceae. The transcript has 2 exons. Gene Ontology annotation, molecular function: ADP binding.
AUGCCCAUCGCGGACCUCUUUCUUGGCGCCCUUCUCCCCGUGCUAUUCGAGAUGUUGGCCUCUCAUGAACUGCUCAACUUUGCACGGCGUGUGGGGAUUGAUAAGCUGCUGAAGAAAUGGGAGAAGAUGCUAACUAGUAUCGACCAAGUGCUAGUUGAUGCGGAGGACAGGCAAAUGACCGGCGAUCCCGGCGUGAAGUGGUGGCUUGAAGAUCUCAGGAACUUGACGUACGACAUCGAAGACUUCCUCGAUGAGUUCACCAUAAAUUCUAUGGAAAACAAGUCCAAGGCAGAACCUGACACUAGCAAGGUGUGUGCCCUUCUUCCUAGUUGUCGCUUCAAAUUGAGCCCAAAAGCAUUGAUGUUAGACCACACAAUGAGAUCCAAGAUAAAAAAGAUGGAUGGCAGAUUACAGGAGAUCAUAGCUCGUAAAGAUGUUCUCAGCCUAAUAGAGAACAGGGGGAGGCGAUCAGCCUACCACCAGCUAGAUAAGCCAAUUCCCUCAACGAAUGGGACCGAGCCUUGUUUCAUUAGUAGAGAGGAUGAAAAAAGGGAGAUCCUCAAAUUAUUGACAAGAGAAGAAGACAACAGAACAUGCAUGGAACUAGAAGUGAUUGCCAUUGUAGGGAUGGGGGGUGUUGGGAAGACAGCUCUAGCUCAACAAAUCUACAAUCAUCCUCAUCUCACCUUCGAUGAGAAAGCAUGGGCUUGUGUUUCCGAUGAUUUCAACGUUCUUUCUAUUACAAAGAGUAUCCUAGAGACAAUCGAUCAUCAUUUGUCCUGUGAAGGUAAAACCUUGAAUUGGCUUCAAGAUGAGCUUAAGAAAAACCUUUCAGGGAAGAAAUAUUUUGUCGUAUUAGAUGACAUUUGGAACAAGAAUUAUGAAAACUGGACUAUCCUGUUGAAGCCUUUUCAAUCAGGAGCAAAGGGAAGCAAGAUUAUUGUCACGACUCGUGAUCUCGAUGUGGCUUCAAUGGCCAAUGCUCGACUAAUAACUCUCAAAGUGCUAUCACUAGAUGAUUGUAUGACUUUGUUCGCAUCUCAUGCUCUUGGAGUCCAAAAUUUCGCUCAUCAUCCUGAUCUUGAAGUAUUAGGCCGGAAAAUAGUGGAAAAAUGCAAAGGUUUGCCAUUAGCCGUGAAGGCAUUGGCCGGGUUGCUACGUACUAAAGUUAGUCCCCAUGAAUGGGAAGCUAUAUUGAACAGCAAGAUUUGGAAUCUACCAGAAGAAAGAAUUAACAUCCUUCCGGCUUUGAAACUUAGCUACCUCCAUCUCCAUUGCCAUUUAAGGAGAUGUUUCGCUUACUGUGCUAUAUUUCCCAAGGGCUAUGAAAUCCAACGGGACGAGGUGAUUCGUUGGUGGAUUGCAGAGGGCUUGGUGAAGGAAAAAGAAGGAAAAGACCGUUGGAAUGCGGGUUUGAAUUAUUUCAACGAGCUAGUGCAACCCAUUUUAGCUCAGGGGAGUUUGAAGUCGAGUGGGAUCAAAAUAAUCCAUCUUUAG